Molecule: messenger RNA, 1145 nt
Organism: Aphanomyces invadans
Lineage: Eukaryota; Oomycota; Saprolegniomycetes; Saprolegniales; Verrucalvaceae
Exons: 5
Coding region: 11-736 (241 amino acids)
Cellular component (GO): cytosol
Molecular function (GO): hydroxypyruvate reductase [NAD(P)H] activity; NAD binding; glyoxylate reductase (NADPH) activity
Source: RefSeq, a predicted model, not a curated record
UUGAGACAUCAUGCAAGUUGCAGCAGCGGCUGCCGUCAGGCCCAAGGUCCUCGUGACUCGCCAUGUGCCAUAUAUCCUCGAACAACUGAAACACGCGAAUGUCGACGUUGAUGUGUUCGAUCGCGAAGAUAUUGCAAUGCCUCGCGAUCUCCUCCUUCGUCGGGUCCACAAUUGCUCGGGUGUGCUGUGCAUGCUAACCGAUCGCAUCGACAACGAUGUGCUCAACGCAGCGGGUUCGUCCUUGAAGGUUGUGUCCACCAUGUCUGUGGGGUACAACCAUAUCGACGUCCCAGCCUGCCACGCCAAGCGAGUAGCAGUGGGAAUUACGCCAGGAGUGCUCGACACGUCGACUGCGGAAACAGCUUUGGCAUUGACUCUUGCUGCGAAGCGCCAUGUGGUUGCAAGUGUGGACAAUGCAAAGCGAGGCGACUGGGGCGUGUGGCAGCCCUUCCAGUACUGUGGCACCGACGUGGAAGGCAGCACAGUUGGGAUUGUUGGCCUCGGUCGAAUUGGCGCCAGGUAUGCCACCAUGAUGCGCCUGGCGUUCCGUUGCCAGAUCCUGUACACUGGGCCUCGUGAAAAGCCCGAAUUUGCCGCCCCAUUGGAGGCCACGUACUGCUCAAUGGACGUUCUGUUGGCAGCUAGCGACAUUGUCAGCGUGCACUGUCCUUUAAACGAAGACACCCACCGCCUUUUCAACGCCACUUUGUAUCGUCAUCCUUGUUUUCAGCCAUGAGUCAUAUUUAUGAUAGAUUUGCCCAGAUGAAACCGAACGCUGUGUUUAUCAACACGAGCCGAGGACCUGUCGUUGACCAAGACGCGUUGUAUGAUGCUCUGGUGACCAAGCAGUGUGCCGCGGCGGGUUUGGAUGUGACGGACCCAGAGCCCCUUCCCGUGGACCACAAGCUUUUCACUCUGCCAAACUGCACGAUCUUUCCCCACAUUGGGUCGGCAACCAUCAAGACGCGACAAGCGAUGGCGGACAUUGCUGUGAACAACGUACUGGCUGGCGUGUUCGACCGGCCGCUGCCCCAUGCUGUGUGAUACCCUUUCGUGGCUGUCAUUCCUGGCGUUUUGUACAAUUUCGACGACGAAUUUGGAAAUAUAUUUUUCGACGAAAUAAUCCAACGCUUCCACUUUGCCAA